Molecule: messenger RNA, 2192 nt
Organism: Rhizophagus irregularis DAOM 181602=DAOM 197198
Lineage: Eukaryota; Fungi; Glomeromycota; Glomeromycetes; Glomerales; Glomeraceae
Biological process (GO): signal transduction; protein phosphorylation
Cellular component (GO): cytoplasm
Molecular function (GO): protein kinase activity; ATP binding
Source: RefSeq, a predicted model, not a curated record
CCCCCUUGUUUCUCCAACUUUUUGCUAAAUUGUUCAAUUUUCAUUAUUCUUCCCUACUAAAACAAUUCCUUACAAUUUUUUUAUCAUUUUUUUCAUUUAUUCCCCCUUCCAACUAAAAAGCUUUCUUAUUUUGAAACUUUUUUGAAACCAAAAUAAUUGUUUUAAUAGCAUUAUAACCAUUAACAAUAGAUAAUUUUUUUUUUUUUUCCACCUAUAAAUUCGCUUGUAAAUUUGAUAUUCGUCUGUGUUCAAAAAAAAAAAUGACGGCGAAAGUUGAAGAUUUUUUUGUUUCAAGUCAACCCAAAUCUUUUGACGACCAAGAAGACGAAGAUAUAAGUGUUGAUGUUGACUUGACGGAUGAUGAUUGGCAAUGGGAAGAAAGACUUCGUCUUAUCAACGAAUUUGAAAAUUGGACGAGUGAAAAUGAAGUCUUAGACAAAUUUAUACAACAAACCCAGUUGGAGACACCAGAUCCUCGCCACCAUAUGCAAUGGAUACCUUUUGAAAAUUUCAGCGACGUUAAAUUCGUAUUAAAAGGAGGCUACAGUUCAGUUUUUUCUGCUACCUGGGCAAAUAAGAAGGAAAAAGUAUGGGAUGGAGCAAAACAAACUUUUGUAGAAAAACCGCUUAUGGUUGCACUAAAAUCACUUAAGAAUUCGCAGAACGUUAGUGACGAAUUCUUGGACGAGAUUAAGCGUCACGGUAGUCUCAAAUUGGAUGGAUGUGGAUAUAUUGUACAUUGUCAUGGUGUUACAAAACAUCCAGAAACGGGUGAAUUUAUGAUGGUUAUGAAUUACGCGGAAGAUGGGGAUUUGCGUCAUUAUGUACAACGAAAUAUGGGUACAUUACGUUGGAAAGAUGCUGUAGAAAUGUUAUGUAACAUAGCGAUGGGGCUCCUAAACAUACACAAGAAUGGCACAUACCAUAAAAAUCUUCAUAGUGGAAAUGUAUUAAAAUUUUAUAGUUGUAAUAUUGCUGAUUUUGGUUUAUGUGGACCUUCAAAUCCAUCAGAACCACGAGGAGUUUAUGGAUCUUUACCCUUUGUGGCACCUGAAGUUUUAGCCGGUGGAUCAUUUACUGCUAAAGCUGACAUAUAUAGUUUUGCGUUUAUUAUGUGGGAAAUUACAUCAGGGAAACCUCCAUUUUCUGAUAGACCUCAUGAUCAUUCAUUAGCUUUAGAAAUUUGUCACGGUUUUCGAGAAUCAAUUGUACCUGGUACUCCACUAUUUUAUGAAGAAUUAAUGAAGAAAUGCUGGGAUGCAGAUCCUUCAAAAAGACCUGAUGCAGAAGAAAUAAUAGAUAUUUUAUUAUCUCCUUACGCAUAUCAACGACGACUUCUCCGUCUAGACGAAUACUCAUUUAACACAGCAGAUGAAAUUGAUGAUCUUGAUGCAUUUGAGCAAAUACUUUCAUCACGAAUCUCAGAUACGCGAUAUCCAGUUGCUCCAGAUGUUCAUCCAUUCGCUUUUUAUACUAGUCGUUUCUUAUUAUACCCGAAUUUACCCACACCCACAAAUUGUACAUAUGUAGCGGAACCUUCGCAAACAUCAUAUUUCGAUUUAAAUAAAUCUGUGGAUCUAGGCGAAGAAAUAACAUUCGAAGAGUACGAUACUCAUUGUCCACCAGAAGAAGACCUUUCCGAAACGGAAAGUGAUUACGAAAUCGAAGAGGAGCAAUACAUUCCUCCACCACCACCAAGCAUGAUGCAUCGAAGAAGAUCUAUUGCACCCCCACCAAUGAUUCCAACUUCAUGAUAUACAUAUAUAUUUUAAUUUCAUUUCAUUUCUUUCUUCUUUCUUAAUUACAUUUUGGGUGGGCGUGAGAUAGAUUACAUUAUUAUAAAAAAACGUAUUUAUUUAUUUUUCAUCUCCCUCUCUAUUUUCCUUGUUAUAUACAUUAGAACACACACAUACUCUAUAGAUUAAAACACAUUAAAAAAUAUGCAAAAAAAAUAAGUAUAAUUUUCACAUUUUAUUAAGAAUCAUUAUUUGAAAUAAUUCCUUCCGUUAUUUCAUAAAUGAUUUCGUAAGAAUGGCGAAUACUGUAUAGAUAAAGAUUAUUUCUCAUCAUUAUUAUUUUAACUCUGUACAAUUAUUUAUUUCAUAAUCCCUUACAUAAUAAUAUUUUUUUUUUUUUUUUGCUUAUCCUCCCUUUUAUUAUAAUUAUAUAUACUUAUAAGUUUUAAGAAAAAA